Molecule: messenger RNA, 3117 nt
Organism: Cuscuta campestris
Lineage: Eukaryota; Viridiplantae; Streptophyta; Magnoliopsida; Solanales; Convolvulaceae
Source: the annotation of a GenBank genome assembly
GGGGGGAAGGGAGAGGGAGAGGGACAAACUGACUCCGGCACUGGCAGUGAGGCGUGCAAGAGAAAAAAGGCGUUUUAGGAACUAUUGAAUGGAGAUUUCACGUUCUUCGCCCUUCUCCGUUAAGCCCCAUGUCUCCAUCUCGUAUCCUCCCUUUCGUUGCCCUGUUUCCCUUUACUGUCGCCCGAAACCCAAGAGUCCGGGCAUUCUUUUCCCGAAUUUCCCUUCUUCCCCAUCCCAUUUCACCCUGGCAGCGGAAUGUAGCGCUGGCGCGUCUUCCUCGGCCCUCUUUGGAGCUUCGGUUUCGCAGUGGCCUUGCACCGUGAUCCCCCCUGCAAAAAAGAGAUCGCUGAGUAUUGUCUGCGGGGUGUUUGACAAAUUUACUGAGAGGGCAAUCAAAGCAGUGGUGUUCUCUCAGAGGGAAGCAAAGGCUUUGGGUAAAGGCUUGGUUUUCACGGAGCAUCUUUUGUUGGGACUGAUUGCGGAGGAUCGUGGGCCGGGAGGGUUUCUUGGUUCCGGCAUCACGAUUGACAAGGCUCGCGAAGCUGUUCUGAGCAUUUGGGGUAAUGGUAAGGAUGGUGAGAAUGUAAAGCAUGGGUAUGCAGAUUCUGGUUCGGCUACCUCAGCGACAGAUGUGGCAUUUUCAACUCUUUCCAAGCGUGUGUUUGAGGCUGCAGUGGAGUAUUCGAGGACCAUGGGCUACAAUUUUAUAGCUCCAGAGCAUAUUGCCAUUGGCUUGUUCUUAGUUGAUGAUGGUAAUGCUGGUCGUGUUCUCAAAAGAUUAGGGGCAAAUGCAAAUCAUUUGGCAGCUGUUGCCGUCUCCAGACUUCAAGGGGAGCUUGCAAAGGACGGCAGGGAGCCUUCUGCUUCACUCAAUAGAUUGCGUGACAAACCAUUUUAUAGGAAAGUAAUUGUUGACAGAUCUGAGAAAUGUGCACUGGAAAAAUUCUGUGUGAAUCUGUCUCUCCGUGCUAGCCAAGGACUCAUUGACCCUGUAAUUGGCCGAGGCACUGAGAUUCAUAGAGUUGUUCAAAUACUCUGCCGGAGAACCAAAAACAAUCCAAUUCUUCUUGGCCAAGCUGGGGUUGGAAAAACAGCAAUUGCUGAAGGACUAGCAAUAAAUAUUGCAGAAGGGAAUGUUCCUUCUUUCUUGAUGAAAAAGUGCGUAAUGUCUUUGGACAUUGGCCUAUUGAUCGCAGGCACAAAGGAGAGAGGUGAGUUGGAGGCUCGCGUGACUACAUUAAUCAAAGAGGUUAAGAAGUCAGGAAAUAUCAUUCUUUUUAUUGAUGAGGUCCAUACCCUUGUUGGUUCCGGCGUGGUCGGGCAAGGAGGCAAAGGUGGACUUGACAUAUCUAAUCUGUUAAAGCCACCACUUGGGCGCGGUGAAUUACAGUGCAUUGCAUCUACAACUAUAGAUGAAUAUCGAUUAGUCUUUGAAAAGGACAAAGCCCUUGCUCGUAGGUUCCAACCUGUAAUGAUUCAGGAACCCAGCCAGGAGGAUGCUGUCCAGAUAUUGCUAGGGCUGCGCGAGAAGUAUGAGGCUCAUCACAAGUGUAAAUAUACAUAUGAAGCCAUAACAGCAGCUGUGCAACUGUCAGUUAGAUACAUUCCUGAUAGGUAUCUUCCGGACAAAGCUAUUGAUCUUGUUGAUGAGGCUGGGAGCAAAGCCAGAAUGGAAGCUCAUAAAAGAAAAAAGGAACAGCGGACUUCCAUACUCUCAAAGUCACCAAGUGAUUACUGGCAAGAAAUUAGAUCUGUUCAGGCAAUGCAUGAAAUGAUGCUGACGAAUAAACUCAGCAGACAUGAAAGUGCAUCUCAGUUGGAAGGGGAUAAUGAAUUCAAAAUGGAACACUCUAUGACCUCUGCAACUAAAGAUGAUGAACCUGUAGUUGGACCUGAGGAAAUAGCUGCUGUAGCUUCACUGUGGUCUGGGAUUCCCCUUCAGCAGCUCAGCGUUGACGAAAGAAUGUUUCUAAUGAGUCUUGAUGAACAACUCAAGAAGAGGGUUGUUGGUCAGGAUGAAGCUAUUAGUGCCAUUCAUCGGGCUGUUAAGCGAUCCCGAGUUGGGCUUAAGGACCCAAAGAGGCCCAUUGCUGCGAUGCUCUUCUGUGGCCCUACUGGAGUCGGCAAAAGUGAACUUGCAAAAGCAUUGGCGGCAACUUAUUUUGGUUCAGAGUCUGCAAUGCUAAGAUUGGACAUGAGCGAAUACAUGGAACGGCAUGCCAUAAGCAAGUUAAUCGGGUCACCCCCUGGUUAUGUGGGAUAUGGAGAAGGAAGCGUUUUGACUGAAGCCAUCAGAAGAAAACCUUUCACAGUUGUGCUACUCGAUGAGAUAGAAAAGGCACAUCCUGAUAUAUUCAAUCUUCUCCUUCAGCUAUUCGAAGACGGACACCUCACUGAUUCUCAGGGACAUCGGGUGUCGUUUAAGAAUUCAUUGAUAGUGAUGACUUCCAAUAUUGGUUCUGCUGCUAUUGUGAAGGGGAGACAGAACACCAUUGGUUUCUUGAUUCCAGAUGAUGGUGAGUCGGCAACAGCCUCGUAUUCUGGAAUGAAAGCUAUGGUGAUUGAAGAGCUGAAGGCCUACUUCCGACCCGAGUUGUUGAACCGAUUAGACGAAGUAGUCGUAUUCCGUGCUCUUGAAAAGCCUCAGAUGCUUGAGGUACUGCAAAUUAUGCUAGAAGAGUUGAAAACCAGGCUUUUUGUUUCCAUGGGAAUUGAGCUGGAAGUGUCAGAAUCAGUUAAGGAACUGAUCUGCAGACAAGGAUUUGACAAACAGUACGGAGCUCGCCCGCUCAGGAGGGCACUCACUAGCAUUAUUGAAGAUCGGCUGAGUGAAUCUCUGCUCUCUUUUGGGGAUUGCAAGCCCGGAGACGUUGCUGUAGUCCACUUGGAUGGUUCGGGUAAUCCAGUAGUCACCUAUCGGUCAAACCGUACGGUCAAUAUGUCGGAAACACCUAAUGGCUAAUUCAGUGGUUUAGGAUUGCAAGUGUAUAUAUAUAAACUAGGUCUGUGUAUGUAUGUAAUCAGGUAGAUAUGAUUCUUUUAUGUACAGAUAAAACUGGCAAGUAUAUAAAACUGUCAUUAUGGCCGAGGUGGUUCGCGUUUUGGAACAAUCCAUGG